AUGGCUAAAUGUGCUGCCUCAUCGAGGCUGGCCCUGCCUGCCGUUCUGCGCAAUGUUUUCCGCUCUCAGCUCACCAGCGCUUCUUCAAGCCCCUAUCGCCGACCUCUUGCCUCCGGUCCUUUUUUCUCUUUGAAUAUCCAUCUUCAGAGAUCCUUCCGUUCAAUUUCGCGCUUGCAUGAUUCUCAGAAUGAUCAACAAACACCCGCAGCCCCUGAAACCACGGCUGUCGCCGAUGACACCCUGCCUUCUCAACACAAAAAACCAAAGAAAGAUUACGACUCAUUCGGCAAGACAGGUGGUUGGAAUACUCAUAAACGCCACCCCAAAGAUCAACGAAGGGACCCUGAUAGUACCGGAAGAACCGACAGAGAGCGCAGAGCUUUCCGCAACGAGACUCGCAGGGAGGUGAAAAAAGAACCUCGCAGGGAUUGGCAAGACAGAGCCGAAAAAUCGAAACAAUUCUCCGAGAACAGAGGAAAGAGAAAGCCCGAGAACUGGCAAGUGCAAAAAGCCGCUCUGAAAGAGAAGUUCGCCGGUGGUUGGAAUCCACCUAAGAAGCUUUCACCUGAUGCCCUCGAUGGCAUCCGUCAUCUUCACGCGAAGGCACCUGAACAAUUUACGACUGCUGUCCUCGCAGAGGAGUUUGAGAUGUCUCCGGAAGCUAUUCGCCGAAUUUUGAAGAGCAAAUGGCGCCCAUCGGAGGACGAGAUGGAGAGUCGGCGCAAGCGAUGGGAAAAUCGGCAUGAUAGAAUCUGGAGUCGUAUGGCUGAACUUGGUCUUCGCCCUUCGACAAACCGCACGCGAAACCUUUCGGAUUUCCAUGUGCUGUAUGAUGACAACAAUCGCGAGCGAAGAUAG
Penicillium roqueforti is the source of this 858-nucleotide messenger RNA. It is a transcript of the gene rrg9, whose product is annotated as mitochondrial ribosome assembly protein RRG9. The record is from RefSeq and is a predicted model, not a curated record. Gene Ontology annotation, cellular component: nucleus. NCBI's taxonomy places the organism in Eukaryota, Fungi, Ascomycota, Eurotiomycetes, Eurotiales, Aspergillaceae. The transcript has a single exon. The coding region runs from base 1 to 858 and encodes 285 amino acids.